AUGCUGCUUCAAAAUAAAGAUACAGGCGCCUAUUUUUAUGCUGAUGCGCGUUCCAUCGAGUACAAGACGAGACAACCUCAUGAAGAUGGUUAUGAUUUGAAAAUAGAAUUUCCAAAUGGAAAUGCAACAUAUGCUGGAAGUUUAUCCUAUUUAGUAAAAGGAAUCACAUGGGCACCGAGUUAUGAUCUGUUUCUGACAAGCGGCAGCAAAGGUAAGUCACUGUACUUUGCAACACU
Rotaria sordida is the source of this 236-nucleotide messenger RNA. Lineage: Eukaryota; Metazoa; Rotifera; Eurotatoria; Philodinida; Philodinidae. The record is from the annotation of a GenBank genome assembly.